Molecule: messenger RNA, 1413 nt
Organism: Zingiber officinale
Lineage: Eukaryota; Viridiplantae; Streptophyta; Magnoliopsida; Zingiberales; Zingiberaceae
Product: WUSCHEL-related homeobox 8-like
Exons: 3
Coding region: 438-1256 (272 amino acids)
Molecular function (GO): DNA-binding transcription factor activity; DNA binding
Source: RefSeq, a predicted model, not a curated record
GGCAAAGCAAAGCAAAGCAAAGGAGAAGAGACGCAGUGGAGAGAAGACACAUCAAGUGUGAGCAGAGCACUCUGUUCAUCAUUCCAUAAGGUCGUUGUCUGCCCACUCCACCGCGCAUCUUCUCCUCUUCUUUCUCGCCUUUUCUACCCCUUCCACUUGCUUGUCUCUCCUCCAUUCCCGGCCGCACUGGGCACCCCACUCGUUGGUGUUGGUUGGCGAUUAAGGAAAGCGCAACGCGGAGUUCUUUCCUUUUUUUCUUCCGCGCUGGUCAUAUUCCUUCUGUUCACCCAAUCCGUCGGCGCUUCUUGCCCUAUCUUGCAGCGAUAUCUGAGAAAGGUGGGUUCUUGACGAGGCGGUAGGGGAGGCCGGAGGGGAAGAGUGAGUGGCUGGAGAAAGAUGGGAUUUUGACCGACGCGGCGCGGAUAAUAGGGUGGGAGAUGGCUUCUUACUCUUCUGGUGGCGGUGAGAGGGAUGACGACGCACGGGAGGGGAGAGGAGGGGAAGAGAUGAGGGAUGGCGUUCUCUUCGUUAAGGUAAUGACGGAUGAGCAGAUGGAGAUCCUCCGCCGGCAGAUCGCCGCCUACGCUACCAUUUGCGAGCAGCUCGUCGAGAUGCACAAGGCCAUCACCGCCCAUCGCGAUUCACUUGCCGGAAUGCAUCUGGGAGGCCUCUACGGUGAUCCUCUGAUGGCGUCCAGCGCCCAGAGAAUUGCUGCUAGGCAGCGUUGGACUCCGACGACUAUGCAGCUACAAAUUCUUGAGGCAAUGUUUAACGAAGGCAAUGGGACUCCAACCAAACAGAAGAUAAAACAAAUAACGAGCGAGCUAUCUCAACAUGGUCAGAUCUCCGAAUCCAAUGUUUACAAUUGGUUCCAGAAUAGAAGGGCGCGAUCGAAGAAGAAGCAGACGGUUUCUUUAACAUGUAACACUGAAUCUGAAGUUGAGGCAGAUGAAGAUUCCCCAGAUGAAAAGAAGCCUAGGCACAGCUACCACCAUGAAAGCAUGCCGCUCAGUAUCGAUAAUUCUCGUUAUGUUAGGCAACUAGAUGAUGAAGUCCAUUCAUUGGCACCUCAGCCAAAUCAAACACUAGGCGCAUACGGUUCAAAUGACGGUUUGAAGUCUUCGGGAACUUUGGAACACAUGGCCUAUGAAAAUAUCCUAUCAAUGCCUAGAUUAGAACAGUUGAUGGAUAAGUUCGACUCACCGACGAGGUUUAGUCCUUACAACUCUGGAGAAAACUACGAUAUCCUGGAUUGACAUUUCAUUGAGCUAAUGAUCACUUAAUAGUGAUUGAUAAUUACAUGAAGGAAAAUGCUUAAAGCUUUAAGAGCUGUUGUAAGACAUAUAUCUGUUUUCUGGAUUAAUUUGGGAUUAACCUCUUAAUUGAUACAGUUAGCUGGUUUUUUGCAUCAAA